UUCCUGCCGUAUACGGUUGACUUUCACGAUGAACCAGAGGCACCUAAGAGGCCGAAUAUUCAAAGGUUGCACAGCCGUGCGGCCUCAGCAACUGAUAUGAAAGCUCUUGCAAACACAGCAGCAAGUCUGUUCAAUGGUCCUCCUGUACCACAAACUCCUGCAGAGGAGAAGCAGGACGAUUUUUUCUCUCAAUUGCAAAACGACCCUCGCAUCAAGCCUGGUGACCCUCGCUCGCUUGCUCGUACUGAGGCAGCUCCUCCAGAAUGGGGUGCUGCUGCUCAGUUCUUGAAUCAACCUAAAUCUACGGCUGGUCCUCUUCCGUCUGGUAGCAUUCUUGACUAUGUCAAAUCAGAGAAGAAGGAUCCAGAACUACUAGCCAAAUAUACAGCUCAGAGGAAGCGCAGACCGACCACUGGCACUUCGCGCAGAGGAAGCAACGAACGCAACUUUGCUAGAAAGACCUGGACCGUAGAGCCUGCCGUUCAGGGAAACGGUGGCUUGAUCAAUGCUAUCCGUGCUCAUGACGCUCUCAGAUCCGAUGAAGAUUUCCAGAAGAUCUGGGUCGGUACUCUUGGUUUCCCCACUGACGCCCUAGUUGAUUCUAAGAAGGAGGAAAUCUCUGACAGGCUGGCUAACGAAUACGACGCUGUGACUGUCUACCCUUCAGAUCGUGAUAUUGAUGGACACUACACUCACUACUGCAAGACCAUUCUCUGGCCAGUUUUCCACUACCAAAUUCCUGAUCACCCCAAGAGCAAGGCCUACGAAGACCAUUCCUGGGAGUUUUACAGAAACGUCAACCAAAACUUUGCCGACAAAAUCAUUGCCAACUACAAGCGAGGCGAUGUCAUCUGGAUCCACGACUACCAUCUUCUCCUCGUCCCUGGUAUGAUUCGCAGGAAGCUGCCUGAUGCCCAGAUCGGCUUCUUCCUUCACGCAGCUUUCCNNCCCUCUUCCGAGGUGUUCAGGUGUCUCUCGACCCGUAAGGAACUUCUCGAGGGCAUGCUCGGUGCCAAUCUUGUGGCUUUUCAAACCAAGGAGUACGCGCAUCACUUCCUGCAGACUUGCAGUCGUCUCCUCACUGUCGAGGCUACUCCUGAAGGAGUGCAAUUGGAAGAGCGCUUUGUCAACGUCAGUCACGAACCCAUCGGCGUUGAUCCUGAAGGUAUGGCCAAGGCUAGAGAAGAGCCUGAGGUACAGGAGUGGAUCAAAGUAAUUCAGGAGAGAUAUAAGGGCAAGCAUCUGAUCGUUGCUCGUGACAAGUUGGACAACGUCAGAGGUGUCAGACAAAAGCUACUUGCUUUCGAGCUGUUCCUCAACAAAUAUCCCGAGUGGCGUCAAAACGUUGUCCUUUUGCAAGUCGCCACAUCUACCACCGAGAAUAGCGAGCUCUUAGCCACAGUUUCGGACAUCAACACACGUAUCGACUCGGUACACUCAACACUUGCGCACCAGCCUUUGGUUUUCUUGAAACAAGAUAUCUCGUUCUCACAAUAUGUGGCUCUGCUUACUGUUGCCGAUGUCAUGAUGAUUACCUCCCUUCGUGAAGGUAUGAAUCUGACAGCUCAUGAGUUCAUUCUAUGUCAGGAUGGAGCUUCGACAGAGAAGAAGUUUGGUCCUCUAAUUCUCAGUGAAUUUACUGGCAGUGCGUCGGUAUUCGGAGGCAGCGAAAUUUCUGUGAACCCUUGGGAUUACCAGAAGUGCGCUGAAGCUAUCAAACUCGCUCUGGAGAUGUCCCCCGAGGAGAAGGAGCGACGUUACAAAAAGCUUUCGGAUGUUGUGCACAAGCAAACUGGAGACUACUGGACCACCCGCUUGAAUGACUCCCUCACAAAGGCCUCCAAGGAACAGUUCUCCCGCGAUGCGAUGUCGAUUCCUCGUCUGUCGGUCACUUCACUUGCUCAAAAGUACAGAGAGGCGGAGCGUAGAGUCUUCAUCUUGGAUUACGAGGGCACGCUCGCAACAUAUGGUACGGGCAAGGAUGUUGUCUUGACGUCUCCUCAGCGUGUCCUUGACACCCUCAAUGAGCUCUUGUCUGAUAAGAAGAACAUUGUGUACGUCAUGUCAGGUCGUACCCCUGAGGAGUUGCAGCGCUUGUUCCGUCAAGUGCCCAACCUUGGAGUUAUCGCGGAGAACGGAUGCUUCUUGCGCGAAUGGGGUGCUGCUGAUGAUGAGUGGGUCGCCUUUGCAGAUAUUGAGGCAAGUGCUGCUUGGAAGAAAGACGUCAAGUCAAUCUUCCAGUAUUAUGCUGAGCGUGUCGAGGGCUCGUGGAUCGAAGAGCGUCACUGCUCACUUGUCUUCCACUACGAGAAGGCUGUGGAUCCUGAGGCUGCUCGUGCUCAAGCAGGUGAUUGUGCUAAUCACAUCAACGACAGCUGUCAGAGUUACAGAGUACAAGCCAUCCCUACCAGCAAGGCGGUCACGGUUGAAUCACUCGACUGGAGCAAGGGUUCGGCGGCCACAAAAAUCUUCGAUAAGCUUCGCGAGAAGAACGUCGAAGGUAAAGGUCGUACACCACCUGAUUUCCUAUUUGUGGCUGGUAAUGACCGCGAGGACGAGACCAUCUUCCAGUGGGCCAACGACAUUUCGGAACAGGGAAGGGUUGCCAACGUAACUACUGUCUCUGUCGGCAAGCGCAACACCCAAGCCAUGACUACCAUCACUCAGGGUACUACCGGACUGAUCAGUGCGCUCCAAAAACUGUCGAAUUAUUCAUAUGAUACUGCUCCUGAAGGAUCUGGCGGCCGUCGCCCAUCUGUUCUCCNNCUUACUACUGGUUCU
Aureobasidium musti is the source of this 2781-nucleotide messenger RNA. The record is from the annotation of a GenBank genome assembly. Lineage: Eukaryota; Fungi; Ascomycota; Dothideomycetes; Dothideales; Saccotheciaceae.